AUGAGGUGCGACGUGGGACGCUUAUCACCGCAGAGAGACGCAGAGCCGCUCGGUAACCCGCGGCUACGUGGGCCACCACUCGGAACGCAGCGCUCAGGGCCGGGCGUGACCAAACACGCGACCAGCAUGAUGCUUGGACUCAUCCUGACAGCAGCACUCAUGCUGGCAGCAGUAGUUAAUGGUGUGGAACACCGCAAACCUCUCAUCUCACUGAGAGACAUGGACUUCGUGGGCGAGGACAGGCAGUUGAAGACGAAACUGGGGCAGUGUAUGGCAGGGCUACACGCGUCGCUCGACUUGAGCGACCUCGAGAUAAAGAUGGCAGCUGAGCGAAGCCAAAGCGACACCAUGCUCCCAACAAAUGAUGUCGAGAUCAAGCCCGAUCUGCUGUCGCUCAAUCUUGGCCAUCAAAGGGUCAACAUCAGCAUGGACUACGCCGAACUAUUCAGUCUAGAAGACUCGAAAACCAAACCAUCCAACUUGUCCAACUCGCGACGUAAACUAUACGUAGUACUACCUCAACGAUAUCCUAAUUAUCAGUACCCCGAAAAUUACUUGAUCUGUUUAAGGAUUUUAGAAAUGAUGAAACAGACAGUGUACUCCGUACAGCACCAGCUCACAGAGGUUGACCCUUUAAUCAAGGCAUAUGAAAGUGAUGUCAGGUUCCGCAUGGGGUACAUCUUCGCCAGGUUGGACGAAUGGAAGGACGAAAUUCGCUCCCUGUUCUGGCCUGUCGAUCGAAAUAAGUUAUGGUCUACGAAGGCCUUCUUGUACUACUACGAGCGCAUCCUAGUCCUGAACAUCGAUGUGACCUACACCGUCGAGUACAUGAUCCACCUGCACACGGAGUACAUGAUGAAGAUGGAACAAAUCUUACCUAAGGCUGAACGGCAAAAGUUGAUUGAAGCGCAAAGAUUAAAAAAGGAAAUGGAAGAGUCCAAAACUACACCUCCUCCAUACUAG
Spodoptera littoralis (African cotton leafworm) is the source of this 963-nucleotide messenger RNA. NCBI's taxonomy places the organism in Eukaryota, Metazoa, Arthropoda, Insecta, Lepidoptera, Noctuidae. The record is from the annotation of a GenBank genome assembly.